Molecule: messenger RNA, 2965 nt
Organism: Boleophthalmus pectinirostris (great blue-spotted mudskipper)
Lineage: Eukaryota; Metazoa; Chordata; Actinopteri; Gobiiformes; Gobiidae
Gene: nkrf
Product: NFKB repressing factor
Exons: 3
Coding region: 404-2632 (742 amino acids)
Cellular component (GO): nucleoplasm; nucleolus
Molecular function (GO): nucleic acid binding
Source: RefSeq, a predicted model, not a curated record
ACAGAUCCAUGGCUCUGACACUAGUGCAAAGGAUUGUGGGUAUUUCCGGUUACCGAUGUCUGUUUUCUGCCUGAGAAUAGAUGCUUAACCCUAUGGUCAACUGUUGUUUUAUCCGCGCUAUUUAUGCAUAAAUUCUUGUGCAUCAUCAUAAUUAAAUAUCAAGUGGGCAAUACGGAUAUCGACCAGUUAAAAAAAAAACAUAGUGUCGGGUUUAGAUCAGUAACCUAAUGCUAUUCCUAGCCCAGACAUCAGCGGUGUUUGUAGCCUAGCCUGCAGACGUGAGCGUGGUUUUAUUUGAAAUGGACAAGCAGUUUAUUGUCCUCUAAACCAUUGUUAUUUUAUCAUUGCUCUUCCCAACUGGAGCACGGCUGAAGAUCUAAACUGGACGUGGCGUGGCCUAGUGAUGGCAGGGUUUUACCGCGGCAGAGUGACACCUUUUUACCCUAAUCAAGCUACGAGUGCUGGAAAGAGGUUCUAUUCCCCUGAUGACAGAGAUGAGCCACCAAGGAAGGCCCCAGCAUUACAUUUUGGCUCCAGACCUGGAUUUGAGCCUGUACCCUUUGUCAGUAGUGGAAGCAGUACUGGGAGGGCUCAUGAGAAGGAGAAUGACCAGCGUAAGAGGAGUGAGCUGCACAGUUUUCCACAAUGGGAGUAUGAUCACUUGCCCUACAGUAGUCAAGUACGUGAACCUGCCUUUGACAGAGGGUCAUCCUACAGCUCUGACGGUAGGAGUUUCCAUAGAGACAGGGACCAAGAGUUUUCUGAAUCAACGUUAGGUUUAGGCUAUAGUGACGGUGGCUCCGCAUCUACAUUUAUGGCAAGAACAGAACGGGAAUACACAGCCAAAUUUGAAGCCCAUUCUUCUGGAAACAUUGACUUGUUUUCACUGCCCCAGAGGUAUGAUGGCAUUGGUGGUGGUAGCAGGUCAGGUCUGGGAUAUAGCCAUAGAAAUCAGCCCUCAACUAGCAGGUUUUGCAGCAACAAAAGUCCCGCCGUUGCUCAACCUGAAUCUCUGUUUCAGUCUCCACCAAUAUCUCAGACAACAGUUGAUGAGAAGCAGCGAAUUAUUGCUAAUGUAGCAUCUGCUAUUAAAGUUGCCUUUGGGGAUCCAGCAUGCAAAAAUACAAAUAAUGAACCAAACUAUAAUUUCAUCUUAAGUCGAAGCAUCCAAGCUUGCAAAACAAAUCCUGAAUACACUUAUGUCAACGUGAAGGACAUUCCCCGAGCUGACUUACCAAAAAACAAGAAAAUGCCAUCUGACGGCUAUGCCUGUGAACUUCGGUGUCAGCAGGUUUAUCUUUCCACUGGGUAUUCAGGCAGUAAGAAUGGAGCGAGGGACCGUGCCUCAGAGCAGGCGGUAAGACUUUUCUUGAGACCAGUGGAGGUUCGUGUUGUGGAGCGCAAAUACAAACACUCAGUACUAAAAGACAUGGUUGUGUGCCAGGCACACAGUCCAACCCCAGCCUUUUUACCUGCUCUUUGUAACCCAGUGGAAAAGCCUGCAAGUUCUAAGGGACAAUUUGAGCCUGACAGUCAAAAACAUUGGAGGGAGUUUGUGGUUGUCGAAAAUGCUCAUGAUGCAAUAUGCAUUCUCAACAAUUCAGCGGCUUAUAACCGCAUGAAAAUAGACUAUAAAUUUGACCAGCUCCCAAACAAUAUUUGGGUUUGCAGAGUGUUUGUACAAGAUGAGCUCUUGGGAACUGGAAAAGGCAAUAAAAGGUCUUCAAAACAUAUAGCAGCUGAUGACGCCCUAACCAAGCUCAGAAGGAAUCAGGAAAUGCGCCAGCAGCAUGGGCAACAACAGUCUCACUUUCACAGGCAACAGGCAAACAGUCAACAAGAUGAUGAAGGUUUUGGACCUCAGCUUCAUAAGCAUCGAAGUGAUCUAGUAAUUCUGGAAAAUUCAGAUAAUGCAAUUUGUAUCAUUAAUGAUACUGCUCAGUUUAAUAAAGUGACGGUUGAUUACAAGUUCUCAGUUCUGCCCAAUCAGUCCUGGAAGUGUGAGGUUUAUUUGGAAGGACAAUUUGUUGCAGCAGGAGAAGGGCCUAAAAAAACAGUUAAGCACAUUGCAGCAAAUGAAGCCCUAAAAACACUAAAGCAGACGCAUUCUGUAGUAAAAGCAAACAUAAGAAAAGAUAGCACUUCUGAAGCCAUAUCAAGAUCACAGAUUAUGGGCCGCUCGGGUGAGGAGGACAUGAAGCAGGAAAUUAAAGAGGAUAAUAUUGGGAACCAGCUGCUGCGCAAAAUGGGAUGGAAGGGUGGAGGCCUGGGUCGUGAUGGAGAAGGUAUUGCAGAACCCAUCAGAGUAAAAGAGCAGUUUUCUAGAGAAGGUCUUGGCCUGGAUGGAGAUAGUCAGCUGAACAAGCGCGACCUUGAGGAUGUCAUACGUAACUAUGCAGCUUCAGACAGGCAGGAUGAUCUCCGCUUUUCCUCUGAUCUGACCAAUGAUGAACGCAAACAGAUCCAUCAGAUAUCUCAAAAAUAUGGCCUUCGGAGCAAAUCUUAUGGGCAGGGAAAACAGCGAUUUCUUAUUGUUAGUCGCAAAGUACACAAAGAACAGCUGAUUGGGCAGCUUUUACAGGAAGGACAAGUGGGACGAUAUGAGCUUAUAAAACCUCAGGCCUUGCAUUAAUAUACAAAGUAGAAUAUAUUUAAGUCAGGUAAUGGCCAGAGUAUGCAUUUCUUUUUUUACUUGUGUUUCUGUAAAAUACUUCAGAACUUGCACAAAUAAACUACUACUGUAGUCAAACACAUCUAUAGAGAAUUUGUUCAUAUUGUUCUGGGUAAUGCCUGUCUUUGAUUUUUCAAUUUACAUUUAACAUGUUGAAUUUACUUGAACUGCAUCAUAUUUUUCAAGUUAAAAUAAUUACCUCUUUAAAGAAUGUUUUAUGUUGGUUAACCUGCCAGAUUGAAAUAUUUGUGAUAAAAUAUCCAUUAUUUGAAGCUGUAAAUACAUCUGGGUUAA